Molecule: messenger RNA, 1439 nt
Organism: Aplosporella prunicola CBS 121167
Lineage: Eukaryota; Fungi; Ascomycota; Dothideomycetes; Botryosphaeriales; Aplosporellaceae
Exons: 3
Coding region: 304-1206 (300 amino acids)
Molecular function (GO): acyltransferase activity, transferring groups other than amino-acyl groups
Source: RefSeq, a predicted model, not a curated record
UUUCCAUCUCGCGUGGAAAGCGUCUCCAGAUCUCAACUGUCGAAAAAUCAUACAGGAGAUAGUGUCAGACCCGCGGAACAUAGCUCGUGAAUAGGCACAGAUUGCAGAAGGCUCUAGCAAACAACGACAACAACAUCAUCACCAGCUUGCUCAGCUUGACAGACAUCUUCUCCUCACCAGCGCCUGCCGCACUCACCCUCUAGCAUUCACGCUGGCAGGACCUCUGGAUCCACUGAUUUCCAAACGAACCGGCCGCACCCAUAUCAACCUGAGUAGUAGAAGAGGAAAGAGUAAACCGCAAUCAUGGCGAAAACCACGCUCGCACCUAGCGCUACUGCAGUCCGCGUCUUCGACGAGCCAAAGGCGGCCCUGAGCAUGCCCAUACGCAAAGACUCUGCCACCGACGAGCUCAUCGAGACCCUCUCCAAGGCCGUCGACAGCACCAUCGCGGCCGACAACAACGCCAACGCGCCUGUCACCGCGACUCCGAACGCUUCAGUCGAUGCCGCCGCUGCCAACACGCCCGUCGUCGGCCACGGGACCCAGGUCCACGACCAGGUCCGCAUCGUGCCGACAUCCGAGUACAAGGCGGCGGCGUUCGCGCUGGCCGAGGCCUUUGCCGACGACGACGUCUCGCGCUACUUUGUCGACACGCCGGACAGGGCGCACUGGUCCGCGGAGCAGAAGUGGGACCUCCACCUCGCCAUCAUGGAGUACAUGACGUACGCGCACUGUCUGAAGGGCCUAGUCACGACCAUCGGGCCCGACUACGACGGCGUCGCGCUGUGGAUGCCCCCUGGCAACAACGUCGACGACCUGCUCACCGUCCUCCGCAGCGGCAUGUGGCGGCUGCGCUACCGGCUCAGCGCCGAGGGCAAGAAGCGCUUCUUCGACGAGUUCCUGCCGCUGCUGCACGACACCAAGGCGGCCGUGCUGGGCGCCCGCGACGCCGCCUCCUGGUACCUCGUGUACAUUGGCACGCGGCCCGGCGCGCGGGGCAAGGGCUACUGCCGCCGCCUCAUCGAGCACAUCACCCGCGUCGCUGACGCCGAGCGCCGCGCUACCUACCUCGAGAGCUCCAAUGAGCGCAAUGUCCAGAUCUAUCGCCGCUUGGGCUUCGCUGAAGAGAAGCGCAUGUAUUUGCAGCGUGAGAGGCGCGUCGUUGCGCUUGAUGUUAUGGUCAGGGAGCCUGAGGUCAGAGAGUAGGUAGGGUUGGAGGAAGUGGUGGGUUGUGAAUGGGUGCUUUCAAUGCUUUUGCCAACUCGAUCCUGGGUUUGGUUUUACUUUCUUCGGGAGUGGCGGUAUUCAACAUACGCGCCUAUUGGUUUCCCCUUUUCCGACUUUUUCGGUAUAAGCCGACUCUCUUCACUCAUUCGGUUCUGUUAUUUGCUUAGGUAGCAUAUCGACCAAUUCAACACUUUGCACCUCAAUUGCAUCAA